CAUCUGAAUGGUUCAUUUGAUUACAUGUUUGAGUGUCUGCUGUUUGCCAAAGACUUGAGGGCAUGGUAGUGGAGUGACAGAGUGGGAGGGUCACUGGGCGACUAAUAAGGACCGCGAUCUAGCAAGCGAUCCCACUCUGACUUUUAUUUCCAAGUCUCAGAAUCACGUUUCGGGCUGAUAGUAAUCACACAUGGAUUAUGUUUUCCUCUUUGAUUGACUUGUUUUUGCUUUAGAGAGUGAAAAAAAACUGCACCAAUCGUGUUCGAGUGGAGUUGAGUGUCUGGACAGAAAUGAGUAACCCCGGGAGAUGGACUGCUUUUCUUUGGAUUGUAAAUUUAGUUUGCUGCACUUUUGGCAUGGCAGUGAAUGAAAGAACUGAUGAGACUUGCCCAUCCCUGCACGUUGAGGACCGUCGCUUCUCCGACAGUUUAGAUCGUCCGCUGGCCAUAACAGGGUUUGACCUCACAGAAAAGUUUCUACUGCGGAAGGGGACGGUGGCCGGGAACAGAACAUCCUUUCGAUUGGGAAGCAUCCCGCUUAUUAAACCAACAGAAUUAGUGUUUCCAAAUGGACUUCCAAGUGAAUACUCCUUCGUCACUCUCUACCGUCUUCGAAGAACAACGAAGAAAGACCGCUGGUUCCUAUGGCAGAUAUUUGACCAGACGGGAGGAACUCAGGUGUCCCUGGUCGUGGACGGGGCAAAGCGGGCGGUGGAGUUCUCCUUCCAGGGGCUCCAGAAGAACGCCCUCCACUACACCUUCAAGGGCCGCGACCUCCACGCGCUCUUCGACCGCCAGUGGCACAAGCUGGGCGUGGCCGUGCAGAGCACCGUCGUCUCGCUCUACGUGGACUGCAAGCUGGCGGAGCGGCGGCAGACCGAGGACAUGGCCGACAUCAAGCGCAGCGGACGCACCCUGGUCACCACGCGGGUGGAAGAUGGCCGCCCCGUGGACAUAGAAGUUCAACAAAUCCUUAUCUACUGUGAUCCGUACAUGGCUGAGAUGGAGAACUGCUGUGAGCUGCAGGAAGCCAAGUGGGGAGCCAAUAAGACAUCUGACGAGACCCCCGCUCCCCCGGUGACAGGGCGGCUGCCCCUGAUGCUCUCCCUGCCCGCCGCCCCCCCGCCGCCGCUUGACGGAUGCCCGUGUCCGGCUGAAAAGGUACGAUCAAUCAAAUCCAAUUAUACUGGCCUCCCAGGUUUGGCUGGACUUCCGGGACUUACAGAGGAGAAAGUCUCCCCCCCCUCUCUCCUCUCACAGGGCCCCAAAGGAGACGACGGCAUCGUGGGGGAGCCCGGCCCCAUGGGAUUGCCUGGGCUUGAAGGACUGCCUGGUGCGAAGGGUGACGUCGGCCUGCCUGGUCCCCUUGGAGUUCAAGGCCCUACAGGGAAGCCCGGGAUGCGUGGAGAUCCUGGGUCCUCAGGGGAGCCGGGCGAGAGGGGUCCGCUCGGAGAGACGGGCUUCCCGGGGCCGGAGGGACCGCAAGGUGUUCCCGGAAGGCCUGGCAAAGAUGGGAUUCCUGGAUAUGAGGGUGCCACAGGUAGACCGGGGGAGCGAGGUUCUAAAGGAGAACGGGGCGACCCAGGCAUCCACGGAGCCAGAGGAGUUCAGGGGGAGAGGGGACGGAUGGGGGACCCCGGGAUCAUCGGACCAAUGGGACCCUCGGGCCAGAGAGGAGACCCCGGACCCCCCGGUCAACUAAAUGAUGCCAGCUCCAUGGAGGAAAUUAAAAUGUUUAUCCGAAAUGAAGUGUUGCGGGUGUUUGAAGAAAAAUUAUCCAGCUAUACCACCCUGCAGAAGACCCCAGUCGGCCUGCUGGCAUCCCACGUAACGCAGGGCCCCCCCGGGCCCUCGGGCAAGGACGGUACCCCGGGCCCUUCAGGAGAACCAGGGCCCCCUGGCCCUCAAGGUUACAGAGGUCAGAAGGGGGAGAGGGGUCAGCUGGGUCUUGGCCUACCAGGAGAACCGGGGGCGACAGGCGCACCAGGCCCAGCGGGGGUCUCUUCUCCGGGCCUGCCUGGUACCCAGGGCCCCCACGGUCCCCCCGGGCGGUGUGAACCCGGGGACUGCCUCCCUCUGGCCUCCAGAAGCCGUCGUAACGGCUAAGCUGGUCGCCUGAAGACCGGGUCCCAUGUCCGGUCUGAGCAGAAGACCUAGAACGGGGAACACCCCCCCCCCCCCCAUGUGGGAGGCGGAGCCACGCCCCCAUAAUGACAUUUCACCGCGGCCGACGGCGGUUGCAAUUUUUGUUUGUUGUUUUUGUUUUUCGUUCCUUGUGUGCGUGCGUGUGUGUUAACCCUUGCAGCAAUCGGAA
Molecule: messenger RNA, 2313 nt
Organism: Gadus macrocephalus (Pacific cod)
Lineage: Eukaryota; Metazoa; Chordata; Actinopteri; Gadiformes; Gadidae
Product: collagen alpha-1(XIX) chain
Exons: 21
Coding region: 291-2105 (604 amino acids)
Source: RefSeq, a predicted model, not a curated record